Messenger RNA from Blastocystis hominis, 2268 nucleotides. RefSeq lists its product as hypothetical. Bases 1 to 2268 code for a protein of 755 amino acids. Gene Ontology annotation, biological process: double-strand break repair via homologous recombination; DNA replication. NCBI's taxonomy places the organism in Eukaryota, Bigyra, Opalinata, Blastocystidae. The record is from RefSeq and is a predicted model, not a curated record. Gene Ontology annotation, molecular function: 3'-5' DNA helicase activity; four-way junction helicase activity; ATP binding. The transcript is spliced from 4 exons. Gene Ontology annotation, cellular component: nucleus; cytoplasm; chromosome.
AUGGAUACUUCGGGAGUUGAAGAGGCGACUGUGAACAGCACCUCCAUUCAGUUCGCCACUGCGAACUCCACGUUCCCGAUCGACUCAACCGCCAAAGUGGAGCACAAAUCCUUUUCGGUGACGUUCGGCGACGGAACCGAAAUCCGGGAUAUUUCUGGACUUCUAAAGAACUGCCCCGUUUCUGACAAAGAACUGCUCGACAAAAACAAGGAGGUUUUUGGCCACAACGCCUUCCGGUCGGGGCAGAUGGAGGUCAUGAAGACCGUGCUGACGGGACGAAGCGUGUUUUGCAUUAUGCCCACAGGCGGAGGCAAGAGUUUGUGCUACCAGCUGCCCGCUCUCCUCCUCCCGGGCAUCACCGUCGUCGUCUCGCCUUUGAUUUCGCUCGUCCAGGACCAGAUUCGCGGGCUGCAAGAAGCCGGCGUGGAGGUGGGCGCGAUGACGGGCAGCAGUGGCGGCGAGGUCCCGUCCGCUCUGUGGAAUUCGGUGCGAACACGGCAGUUUCCUCGGCUGAAGCUGGUGUACACGACCCCAGAGAAGCUGAACAAGAGCGAGAGCAUGAAGAACUUGCUGCGUGCGCUGAGCUCGCUGGGCUUUCUGUCUCUGUUCGUGAUCGACGAGGUCCACUGCAUGAGUCAGUGGGGCCACGACUUCCGCGUGGACUACAAAGAGCUCGGGAAGGUGCGGUUUGAGUUCUUCCAGAACGUGCCGCUGAUGGCGUUCACGGCGACGGCGACGGCGACGGUGAAGAACGACAUUUUGAAACUGCUCCUGGUGAACGGGAAGGAGAUUUUGGUGUUCCAGAAGUCGUUUAAUCGGCCGGAGCUCCGCUACGAGGUCCGAUCGAAGAAGAACCAUCGGCAGUUUAUCAGCGAUGUGAGCGCGUACAUUCUCUCGAAGCAGCUGAACAACACGGGGAUCAUUUACUGCGGAACGCAGAUGGCGUGCGAGAAGGUGUGCAAAGACCUGCAAGAAGCGAUGAAGAAUGAGGGAUAUGAGAGAAAGAUCGGGUUUUACCACGCGGGAUUGGAGCCGAUGGAGCGGGAGCGGAUUCAGCGAGAGUGGAGCGAGGACCAGCUGAAGAUCAUCGUGGCGACGGUGGCUUUUGGGAUGGGGAUCAACAAGACGGACGUUCGGUUCGUGAUUCACUACAUGCUUCCGCAUUCGCUGACGCAUUAUUAUCAAGAAGCGGGACGCGCUGGUCGCGACCGAAACCCUGCCGACUGCAUUCUCUACUUCAACUUCCAGGACAAGAAAACGGCGGAGAAUCUGAUUCGCCAGAACGAGAACACGUCGAUGAUCAACCACAAUCUGCAGGAACUUCGGCGCGUGGUGACGUACUGCCAAAACAAAGAGGAUUGUCGCCGCUGCCAGAUUCUCAAGUACUUCUCCGAGGUCUUCAAUCGCGAUUUCUGCGGCGUUCCGAUGCACCAGCUCUGCGACAACUGCUCGCAGCCCCGCGAUUUCGAAGUCGUUGACGUUACGCACAUCGCCAUCGAGCUGGUCCGCCUCCUGUCCGAAUGCAAAGCGCCGCUGACGACCAACAUGCUGAUUUCGGCCGCUCGCGGACUGCACAGCGGUCUGAAGCCGCACGUGCUCGCGUUCGUGCAGUCGCAUCCCUCGUACGGCUGCGCCAAGGACAUCUCCAAGCCCGAAAUGGAGAAGCUGGUGACCGAUCUGCUGCAGAAAGACUGUCUGGCGGAGAAGCACACGCGGCUGUCGAGUGGCUGGGGCGCCGUUUAUCUCGUUCCAGGAAGCAACGCGGAUCGUCUCGCGCAGGGAAGUCUGCAGAUCCACAUUACGCGCCCGAAGCUGGCGCCCGCUCCGCAGCCCGCCAAGGCCGUUUCGAUGGAGACGAGCGAAGAAACGGACGCUCACGGACUGAUCGACAACUCGAACGUGAUGGAGAUUCCUUCGCGACUGGACGACACGCUGCGGAAGCGACUGUAUGAUCACUUGCUGAUGUACCGGUCGUUCUUGCAGCAGAUCAUCGGGAACGUGAGCUUCACGACGCCAGUCUUGCAGGAAAUGGCGUGGACGGUGCCGACCACUCAAGAAGAAUUGAUCACGCUGGAUCGAAUCACGCCGCAGUUCGUGUCGAAGUACGGAGAAGUGUUCUUGAAGCUGAUCAAUUCGUUUUUGGAGGCGAAUAGUAUUGUGCUGGAGCGGCCAUUUCAGUCGCGCGGGUUGUUGAGGCGACGGCAGCAGGAAUGGCUGCGAAGAGACGAGCCGAGAAGUGAUGCAGAGAGAGAAGGAGGAGGGAGGUGA